This is a messenger RNA of Spinacia oleracea (spinach), 2005 nucleotides long. Its product is annotated as serine/threonine-protein kinase STY13. Gene Ontology annotation, cellular component: plasma membrane. Bases 485 to 1660 code for a protein of 391 amino acids. The transcript has 6 exons. Gene Ontology annotation, molecular function: ATP binding; protein serine/threonine kinase activity. The record is from RefSeq and is a predicted model, not a curated record. Gene Ontology annotation, biological process: protein phosphorylation. NCBI's taxonomy places the organism in Eukaryota, Viridiplantae, Streptophyta, Magnoliopsida, Caryophyllales, Amaranthaceae.
UAUACUUGACUUGUAUUUUAUAUUCAUUUCUUCUUCUUUGCUGCUUGUUUCGUUGUAAUUUGGUUGUGGGUUUUUAAUAAUUAGUACAUGGUCAACUAUGAUGAAAUUUACAUGAUUUUUGAUUAUACUUAUUGUUCAAAUUUCAAACGGUUAAAUUUAUUAUUAGCUCUUUUGUAGUGAUUAGGCAGGUUGGUAGGUCCUUUUAUGGGUAUAUUUUUUGUGGGAUAAUUACCAGUCAAACUUGAAAGAUAUUCUGAUUAAUACCAGUCUAACUUGCUUUUUGAUUGAAGCUUUGUGUUCAAGUUUCUGGGGUUUCCUUGAAAUUUGCUCCAAAGUUGGUCAACUUAAUUCCUUUUAGGGUGGGAUAUAACUUCAGUUUUUAGGUUUGUUAAAUUGUUGGAAAUUAAUACUCUUUUGGUUAUCUUUCUGUAAAUUUUUGUGGUUUUGGGUGUUUGGGUUUGUUUAUCUGUGUUUUGAAUUCAAUAUGAAUGCAAAAACGAGCGAGGAAUCGAAUAGUUUUUUAAGGGUUAAGCAAUCUGAUGGAAAAAAUGAAGAUUUGCUUUCGAAAUUAAAGGGUAAAGGCAGUCUUAGUAGCAAGGAAAGGAUGGUUAGAGCUGAUACAAUUGAUUUAAAAAGCCUUGAUAUACAGCUGGAGCAAAAGCUGAAUAGAGUUUGGGGCAAGGGAUUUGAUAUAAACAGGCCAAGGGAAGAGUGGGAGAUCGAUUUGUCAAAGCUGGAAUUAAAGCAUCUUGUUGCUCAUGGAACUUAUGGCUCGGUGUAUCGAGGAACGUAUGACGACCAAGAUGUUGCAGUGAAGCUCUUGGACUGGGGAGAGGAUGGUAUAGCAACUGCUACAGAUUCCGCUUCACUACGAGCAGCAUUUCAGCAAGAAGUUGCUGUUUGGCAAAAACUUGAUCAUUCAAAUGUUACUAAGUUUGUUGGGGCUUCCAUGGGAACAUCAAAUCUUAAAUUACCUGGAAAAAACUCUUCUCAAGAUGCUCCUCGCUCUCUUUCGUCAAGAGUAUGCUGUGUUGUUGUUGAGUAUAUUCCUGGGGGAACUCUCAAGCAGUAUUUGAUAAGGAAUAGGAGGAAAAAACUUGCUUUUAAGGUUGUGAUUCAGCUUGCUUUAGAUCUUGCUAGAGGUCUUAGCUACCUUCAUUCAAAGAAGAUUGUCCAUCGUGAUGUCAAAACUGAAAAUAUGCUGCUAGACUAUGAGAAAACAGUAAAGAUUGCCGACUUCGGUGUUGCUCGUGUGGAAGCUCAAAAUCCAAGGGAUAUGACUGGUGCAACUGGUACUUAUGGUUACAUGGCCCCAGAGGUACUUGAUGGACAACCGUAUGAUCAUAAAUGUGAUGUCUACAGCUAUGGAAUUUGCUUGUGGGAGGUUUACUGCUGUGCUAUGCCAUAUUCCGAGCUUAGUUUUAGUGAAGUUUCGUCAGCUGUUGUUGCACGGAAUUUACGACCGCAAAUUCCGCGAUGUUGCCCCAACUCCUUAGCAAACAUAAUGAAGAGAUGUUGGGAUGCAAGCCCAGAGAAACGUCCUGAGAUGCAUGAGGUGGUGACGAUGCUUGAAGCAAUAGACACUACCAAAGGGGGAGGGAUGAUACCAGAAGGCGAAGCUCCUAGUUGCUUAUGCUUUGGCCGUGCUCGUGGUCCCUGAAUUUCUCUUUACUUAUCUUCCACACAAUCACAUCCAAUUUUUCUUUAUUUUUGUGCAGAAUGGCUUAUAGCCAUCCUUGGCCGGUUCCAGGCCUCUCAUUCUUCGCGUGAACGGCAACUCUUUUUGAUGGUACAUAAAUUGAUAUUAGGUUGUCGAUUGAAUAUGUAUGCUUUAUUUUAGUCUCUUUUGCGUUCCUAGGAAAUUUUUUUGGGUUGGAGAAGUAAAUAUCAUUCAUAAAACCAAUUGAUUGUACUGUACAGUACAGGGAUAUGUUGUUUUGCUCCUGUAUAAUUUGCACAUGCUUGAUCAAUACAUAUAUAACGUAUAAAAGAUUUUUUCAGAAGA